This is a messenger RNA of Plasmopara halstedii, 1248 nucleotides long. Its product is annotated as strictosidine conserved region. Gene Ontology annotation, biological process: biosynthetic process. Gene Ontology annotation, molecular function: strictosidine synthase activity. NCBI's taxonomy places the organism in Eukaryota, Oomycota, Peronosporomycetes, Peronosporales, Peronosporaceae. The transcript has a single exon. The record is from RefSeq and is a predicted model, not a curated record. Bases 1 to 1248 code for a protein of 415 amino acids.
AUGGUAUCCGUGCACGACUUUCUGUCUCGCGAGCUGCUCGCAGCAUGUUUCUUUGUUAUGCUAUUUUCCUCUGCGGUGGACCAGUAUCCAGGUGAAGUGGAGCCAGAACCUUUGAAUUUUGCUUAUGAAAUACACACAAGCGAACAAGAAGCGAGUUACGCUAAGACCAAGCCAAUCAUUCGCAACACCGAGCUAUUCGAGGCCCCGCAAAUGGAAACUCUUUUUGCUAACCAGGCGCUUGGAGCUGAAGAUCUGGCAGUCAGUCAAGACGAAGUCGCGUACGUUGGACUGGCUGAUGGCCGUCUUGCAAGCUUUAGCAAGGCGGCAAAUGAAUUUCGCAAUUUCUCCAGGACUGGACGCGACCUUCCUGAGUGUGGUACACCCGACAUGGAACCGACAUGCGGACGACCACUUGGCCUUGUCUUUGCAGCGGCCAGACCAUUUGCCAAGUUUCUCAAACGGAUCCCUGGUGCGAUGACGUUUGCAGGAGAUCAGGUGCUUUUAGUGGCAGAUGCAUACAAGGGCGUGCUGCUCUUUGAUGCGAAUGGAAAGCGUACAUUAUUGUUCAGUCGUGUUGGCGAAGAACAAACCAAUUUCUUAGAUGGAAUUGCAGUGGUACAAGAGACAGGGGAGAUUUACGUGACAGAGGCAUCGCGUCGUUUUCAGUGCAACCGAGUAUUUCUUGACUUCUUGGAGCAUAAACCUUCAGGGUAUUUGCUACACUUCGAUCCAAACACAGGGAGGGCCAACGUUGUGGUAGGCGACUUGGGCUUUCCAAAUGGCUUAACAUUCGAUAAAGAUGGAUCUGGAUUGCUUAUUGCACUCACAUUUCAGAACAAAAUCGUUCGUUUUGACUUAAAGACAAAGCAAAUUAAAGACUUUGCAUUCGUGCCUGGCGAGCCAGAUAAUAUCUCGAUUGAAAAAGUGGGUGCAGGUGAGAACGAGCACGAGGUGCUGAUGGUGGGAUUAGUAUCGCUUAACGAAGGGUACUUCUAUUACAUCAAGCAAAGUGUAAAGAUUCGCAAAUUGCUGUCGCUGCUUCCGACGUGGUUGACUCUAUUUUUCGUGCGCCGCAUUGGAAUCUUCGCUUCGGUGGACUUGGAGACUGGUAACAUCCUACAUGUGUACGAAGCUUCGCAGGGUCAGACACCACUUGUGUCGGGAACUCGUCGUUUCGGAGAUGACAUUUAUCUCAUGAGUUGGCGUCGACCUUUCAUCUCGCGUAUAUCAGCAGCUCUAAUUGAGUAG